Eufriesea mexicana is the source of this 615-nucleotide messenger RNA. RefSeq lists its product as uncharacterized. The record is from RefSeq and is a predicted model, not a curated record. The coding region runs from base 1 to 615 and encodes 204 amino acids. The transcript has a single exon. Lineage: Eukaryota; Metazoa; Arthropoda; Insecta; Hymenoptera; Apidae.
AUGAAAAGAAGCCAGACAAAUCACCUUAAUGUCAGUACAUCGCAACAUGAUCUUUUAGCAAAGCCUUAUGGAUUUUGUUGUGAUAUCAAAAACCAAGAUUCAAAAUUACUCUCAUCAAAAGACGAGUCAGUGUCAUUUUUUCCUUCAAGUGAUCCAAAUGUUGGAGGACCUGAUAUUAAAUUUCGUAUUCAAGAACAUGACGAUAUCUUACCUUUCAUUCAACGAAGUAUUCAAAGAAAUACCCAACGAACAGGUCUUCGAAGUGGACAACGAAGUGGACUUCGAAGUAAAUAUCGAGAUAUUCAUCAAAUCAAUUGGAGUGAUCAAUCAUAUGGCCGACGACGUCGUAGAGACAUCAUCUAUCGUGGUAUAACUGAUGCCGACAAACAAGAUAGAUCCAUUAAACCUUUAGGUGAAUUAAUGAUAUGUAAACGAUGCAGAGGACCGCUUCAGUGGUAUUUAGAAGAAGAAAUAGCAGCCGCUCAUGAAAUUAUGAUGAUUAGGAGGCAAGAAAUGCAUAAUGCAGAAAUGGAGAAAAAUAUUAAAAUUGCUAAAAUAAAGGGUACACAAUACAAUUUGAUUGUGCAAAUAAAUUUUUACAGUAUACGUGUUUAA